AGAGCGCCCGGGCGCGGACGCGCCGCGGGCUGAGGCCACGGAGCGCUGGAGAUGUCCUGUCCGCGCCGCCUGCUGCUCAGCUACCUGUUCCCGGCCCUCCUGCUGCACGGGCUGGGAGAGGGUUCUGCCCUCCUUCAUCCUGAUGGCAGAUCCCAUCCUCGGUCCUUAGAGAAAAGUGCCUGGAGGGCUUUCAAGGAGUCCCAGUGUCACCACAUGCUCAGACACCUCCACAAUGGCGCGCGGAUCACUGUGCAGAUGCCACCGACCAUCGAGGGCCACUGGGUCUCCACAGGCUGCGAGGUGCGGUCGGGGCCAGAGUUCCUCACGAGGUCCUACAGGUUCUACCACAACAACACCUUUCAGGCCUACCAAUUUUACUAUGGCAGCAACCGGUGCACAAAUCCCACCUAUACCCUCAUCAUCCGUGGCAAGAUCCGCCUGCGCCAGGCCUCCUGGAUCAUCCGUGGAGGCACGGAGGCCGACUACCAGCUGCACAACGUCCAGGUCAUCUGCCACACGGACGCGGUGGCCGAGCAGCUCAGCCAGCUGGUGAACCGCACAUGUCCAGGCUUCCUGGCCACCGGGGGCCCCUGGGUGCAGGACGUGGCCUACGACCUGUGGCGGGAGGAGAACGGCUGCGAGUGCACCAGGGCCGUGAACUUUGCCAUGCACGAGCUGCAGCUCAUCCGCGUGGAGAAGCAGUACCUGCACCAGAACCUGGACCACCUGGUGCAGGAGCUCUUCCUCGGGGACAUCCACACAGACGCCACCCAGCGGGUGUUCUACCGGCCCUCCAGUUAUCAGCCGCCCCUGCAGAAUGCCAAGAACCAUGACCACGCCUGCAUCGCCUGUCGGAUCAUCUACCGGUCGGACGAGCACCACCCUCCCAUCCUGCCCCCCAAGGCCGAGCUGACCAUCGGACUGCACGGGGAGUGGGUGAGCCAGCGCUGCGAGGUGCGCCCCGAGGUCCUCUUCCUCACCCGCCACUUCAUCUUCCACGACAACAACCACACCUGGGAGGGACACUACUACCACUACUCGGACCCCGUGUGCAAGCACCCCACCUUCACCAUCUACGCCCGGGGCCGCUACAGCCGCGGCGUGCUCUCCUCCAGGGUCCUGGGCGGCACCGAGUUUGUGUUCAAAGUGAAUCACAUGAAGGUCACCCCCAUGGAUGCGGCCACAGCCUCGCUCCUCAACGUCUUCAACGGGAACGAGUGUGGGGCCGAGGGGUCCUGGCAGGUGGGCAUCCAGCAGGACGUGACACACACCAACGGGUGCGUGGCCCUGGGCAUCAAGCUACCUCACACGGAGUACGAGAUCUUCAAGAUGGAGCAGGAUGCCCGGGGGCGCUACCUGCUCUUCAACGGCCAGAGGCCCAGYGACGGGUCCAGUCCUGACAGGCCGGAGAAGAGGGCCACCUCCUACCAGAUGCCCCUGGUGCAGUGUGCCUCCUCCUCGCCCCGAGCAGARGACUCGCCCGAGGACAGUCGUGGCCACCCUUACGGCCGGGCACCGGGAGCUGCAGCCUGGCCGCUGCUGCUUGCCACUCUCGCCACCCUUUUGACUCUUCUGCAGUGGAACGUCCUCAGAUAGAAGUUUUUAGAAAGUUAUAUUUUUCUAAGCCAGGAUUUCUUAUCAUUUACAGAUUUUCUUUACAAAAAAGGAAAGACAUUGAUUCUUCUGAUGCACUUGAAAGCCUGAGGCCGUCCCCUCUGCCCUCCCUCCCUCCAGCCCUGAGUGGUGACCAGCUGGUUUGAAGUCUCUGCUUUGAACUCCAGCCAGCCAGAUCCCGAUUGCCCUCGGGGUCUGCAGACGGCCUGGCUUCAGGCUGGCACAUUGGGAGAAUGUGGGCAGAGAGCGAGGUCCUCUGGCCCUUGYCCUCCUCAGUGUGGUUGUGGUUCUGAGUUGAGCUUAGAAGAAGCAGCUGUCCAGUUCCCACUCCUGCCCUUUACCACGGCUGCCCCCAGCCUCCUUGAGACAGUUUUCCUCUCUGCAUUUUCUGGGCUGGAGAGCUGGUCUGGGACCGCCCUGGAGACCCCGGGUGUUAAUGAAGAGGGUGUGGAUGUGUACACAGGAGAGCUGCGAGGUUCAGCGAGACGGCUUAUACAGCGUU
Molecule: messenger RNA, 2116 nt
Organism: Urocitellus parryii (Arctic ground squirrel)
Lineage: Eukaryota; Metazoa; Chordata; Mammalia; Rodentia; Sciuridae
Gene: Apcdd1
Product: APC down-regulated 1
Biological process (GO): negative regulation of Wnt signaling pathway
Cellular component (GO): plasma membrane
Molecular function (GO): Wnt-protein binding
Source: RefSeq, a predicted model, not a curated record